This is a messenger RNA of Archocentrus centrarchus (flier cichlid), 2201 nucleotides long. RefSeq names its product succinate-CoA ligase GDP-forming subunit beta (gene suclg2). Gene Ontology annotation, cellular component: mitochondrion; succinate-CoA ligase complex. Gene Ontology annotation, biological process: succinyl-CoA metabolic process; tricarboxylic acid cycle. The transcript is spliced from 11 exons. The record is from RefSeq and is a predicted model, not a curated record. Gene Ontology annotation, molecular function: succinate-CoA ligase (GDP-forming) activity; ATP binding; metal ion binding. NCBI's taxonomy places the organism in Eukaryota, Metazoa, Chordata, Actinopteri, Cichliformes, Cichlidae. The coding region runs from base 24 to 1319 and encodes 431 amino acids.
UCCCUUUGGACUUGCGUGUCAACAUGGCGGCUUCCAUGGCAUCCCAGGCUGCAGCGAAAGGACUGAGGAUAGCUACUUCAAAGCACAUACUUCUCGACAAAGUGAAGUGCACCUGUUUAAGUUCCAGGAGAUGGCUGAAUCUCCAAGAGUACCAGAGCAAGAAGCUGAUGCAAGAGAGUGGCGUGGCUGUCCAACGCUUCUAUGUGGCUGACACAGCUUCUGAGGCACUGGAGGCUGCAAAGAGACUCAAUGCCAAAGAGAUCGUGCUGAAAGCUCAGAUUCUGGCCGGGGGCAGAGGCAAGGGUGUGUUCGACAGUGGCCUUAAAGGUGGAGUGCACUUAACGAAGGACCCUGCUAUCGUUGGUGAGCUGGCCAAUAAGAUGCUGGGUUUCAACCUGACUACUAAGCAGACACCAAAAGAGGGAGUGAAAGUGAAAACGGUGAUGGUUGCUGAGGCCCUGGAUAUUACUAGGGAGACGUACUUUGCCAUCCUAAUGGACCGUUCCUGCAACGGUCCUGUUAUGGUAGGAAGCCCACAGGGUGGUAUGGAUAUCGAGGAGGUGGCUGCUAGCACCCCAGAACUCAUCUUUAAGGAAGCCAUAGAUAUCUUUGAAGGCGUGCGAGAUGACCAGGCACUUGGCAUGGCAGCUAAUUUGGGUUUCAAAGGAGAUCUGCAGAGACAGGCAGCAGAUCAGAUUAAGAGGCUCUAUGAUCUGUUCCUGAAAGUCGACGCCACUCAAGUUGAAGUCAAUCCUCUCGGAGAGACUCCCGAAGGACAAGUGGUUUGCUUUGAUGCUAAGAUCAACUUUGACGACAACGCCGAGUUCCGUCAGAAAGCCGUGUUUGCCAUGGACGACAUGACCGAGGCCGACCCCACGGAGAUGGCAGCAGCAAAGUGGGAUCUUAAAUACAUCGGACUGGAUGGAAACAUCGCCUGCUUUGUGAAUGGCGCUGGUUUGGCCAUGGCCACGUGUGACAUCAUUGACCUGCAUGGAGGAAAACCAGCAAACUUCCUGGACCUGGGUGGUGGAGUCAAAGAGAGGCAGGUGUAUGAGGCCUUUAAGCUGCUCACUGCUGACCCAAAGGUUGAAGCCAUCCUGGUCAACAUCUUCGGGGGCAUUGUCAACUGUGCCAUCAUUGCCAAUGGCAUCACCAAAGCUUGCCGAGAGCUGGAGCUCAAGGUGCCACUGGUGGUCAGGUUGGAAGGGACCAACGUCCACGAGGCCAAGAGGAUCCUGACUGAGAGCGGCCUGCCCAUCACGGCAGCAGAUGACCUGGAUGACGCUGCUAAGAAAGCUGUGGCGGCCAUCAAGAAAUAGAGAAUUCCGAGUAACCUCUCUAUGCGCUCUUCGCCUGUCACCAACCUUCAUUGCAGCCUCAGCGCUGCACCAUCAGCCUCGUCUUCCACAUGCAGACCUGCGAAACCUCAAGCCUUUGCUUUCAUGCUGUCGGCCUUUAUAUUUUGAUUUAACACCAGCGUACAUUUCUUACUUUGAUUGCCAGCUGAGAUCCAUAUCACAGUUUCUUACAUGAUUCUGCUAUUGCACUCAUUUCCUUUCUGCAGAUCAGAUUAGCUGCUUUUAAUUUCUGUAACCAUUAAGUGUAUAUUAUUUAGGAAAAGCCACUAAGAUACUGAGAAUUAUUUUACAUAUUGAAAGGACGCCCAACACUUUGUCCAUUCCAUUUUCCAAGGCAAGCUUAAAGCCUUCUUGUGCAUGUUGUUUUUUUUUGGGGGGGGGGGGGUGUUUGUGGAAUAUGAAAUGAGAAAAGCAUUUUCCAUUUUCACGUCCAGCCUCGACCUGCACCAAGUCAAAGCCAUGUUAUCGCACACCGUUCAUAAUAUCAGAAAUGAAUGGAAGCAUCAGGCAGCAAACACUUUAUACUUCAUUGUUAAAGUUGGUUAUGAAGACUCAUCUGUGUUUCAAAUGAAGUAGAUGGUGCACUCACUCUGAAUUUAUGCAUCGUGUCUUAUUUAUAAAGUGCUGCUGUGAGACAGUCCAUUAUCUGCUUUAAUCUGUGCCUAUCAAAUGAAGGCUAAUGGGGAGCUCUCUUUCUUACUUCUGGCAAUAAUUUCUUACACAGCUGUUGGGAAAAUGAAUUUUUUUAAAAAAUUGUACUUUUUUUUUUUUUUUUUUUAUAAUCAUGAAUGGAUGUUGACAGGAUGUCUGAAAUACAGUGCCAAAACUGUGUAUGUAAUUUGU